Messenger RNA from Amphimedon queenslandica, 972 nucleotides. RefSeq lists its product as uncharacterized. Lineage: Eukaryota; Metazoa; Porifera; Demospongiae; Haplosclerida; Niphatidae. Bases 241 to 882 code for a protein of 213 amino acids. The transcript is spliced from 2 exons. The record is from RefSeq and is a predicted model, not a curated record.
AAUCAUGUACAUGAACCAUACACAAUCUGACAUUAUAGAGAAAUGAUUUGGUUUAAAACUAGUUGCAAUUAGUAUCAAGAGCAUGGAGUGGUGUAUAUACAAGGACACUAAACUAUCAAAUUAAUAUAAAACACAAACAAACCCAGAGACCCUAUGCAUACACUGCUGGGAGAUCUUGUGAGUAGUUGUAUCAGUGCAUGGCAGCAUAGUAACUGUAUAGCUGAUUGAUAUUCUGAAGUCAUGAAGACCUUUAUUGUCAUAAUAUUGAUAGGAGGACUGGGUUAUGUAGCAUCAGGAGAGAAGGUACAAGACAGUAAUGAAGGAAGAACAACAGCUAACAAUAAAGAAGAUGAGCCAAUGGGUAAUAGAAAUGUCAACUACUUUGCAGCUAAUCUUGUUGAUCAACCCCUGAUAGAGGUUUUCCACGUGUCAAAUAAUGAUAAAAUAAUUAAAAUAAGAAAAUUCAUUGGACACACUUUUGAACUGGGACCAGAACUUGAUGCGAUCGACAUCAAAGAUGGAUCAGCAGGUGUCACCUCAAACAUUCUAGCAUAUCGGCCAAACUUCAAUACCCAUAAUCUCAAACUAGCAGCUGUGUUUAUCAACUUGGAGAAUCUGUUCCCAUGCAUUAAAAAAGGACAAAAUUACGUCCCGUCCUGUACCAGUUUAACACAGGGAGAGGGUGGCUUCAACAAAGGAAGGCCAUUACUCCAAGCAGGAGAUACAGGAAACAAUUUCAAAGUAUUUUCUGCCACUACCAGCACUUAUGGAUUUGCUUUCAGUGGCUGCACUAAAUUUACCGGAGCAGCUCCUUGUAUGGAUAAGUAUUACACCUUUAGCAUUGCUUGCUUUCUUCCUGCAGGAUGUCGCUAUCUGCCAUGAUAUGCCUUGUCAUCAACAGACUUGAAACAAUUAUUAGCAGUAUUAUUAUUAUUAUUAUUAUUAUUAUUAUUGUUAGCAGUAUUAUUAUUA